AACAAUCACUAACCAAAGAAGAAGAUUAUUUUUUACUGUCUAUGGUUGGUUGUGCCCAAGGUGGUGUGGUGUUUCUUUUACAAUUAAAGGAUGUGCCUGUUGCAUAAACUAUUAACAGAUUAUUGACACAAUCCGUGCGAUUCAUCUAGCUGAAUACCACCGCAGUCAUUUAACAUGCCAGCUGGGGUGUCAUGGCCGAGGUAUCUGCGAAUGUUAGGUGCUAGUAUACUGUCCAUGUUUGCAGGAGCGCAAGCGGUUCAUCAAUACUACAGACCAGACCUGACCAUUCCUGACAUCCCACCCAAGCCAGGCGAACUGAGGACUGAGCUGCUGGGGCUAAAACCAGCAGACAAUAACACUCAGAAACAAUGACAUUUUUUCUUGAUCAUUUUUACAUGUAUAUAUGUACAGUACAUAGAACUCUAGGGAAUGAUUCUGUAUGUCAUCAUAGGCUACCUCUAUUAAAUAGAUGCCAACUA
Molecule: messenger RNA, 479 nt
Organism: Alosa sapidissima (American shad)
Lineage: Eukaryota; Metazoa; Chordata; Actinopteri; Clupeiformes; Clupeidae
Gene: c11h12orf73
Product: chromosome 11 C12orf73 homolog
Exons: 3
Coding region: 175-372 (65 amino acids)
Biological process (GO): mitochondrial respiratory chain complex III assembly
Cellular component (GO): mitochondrion
Source: RefSeq, a predicted model, not a curated record